AUGAUCGAUGUGUCAGAUGGUUUGGCUUUCACAGAUGCUGGCCAAGAAUAUGCUCUGAAGUGGCCAAAAAGCAAGAAAAAAGUUGUGCCAGACCCGGCCAAAGCUCAGACUCUUGAAGAGGCAUUCCAGUGGCCGGUCAAAGCCAAAACAAACCUUCAGAAGCUGAUUCAGGAGCUUCCAGGUCACUUGCGGCCCGUGCUGCUUUCAGGCAGAGAGUUGUCAGUUGCCUCAUCUUUCUCAGGGAUUUGCAGCCAAUCACGUGGCGCACUGGUUUUGCAGGCGCACAACUAUGGACGCAAUUUUAAGCACAUUUCAUUUUGCGAGAAAAGAAAAGAGUGUCAAAUAAGGCUGAUUCGGGAUUUUCCUUGCGCCUGCAUUUUUGUUGACCAAAUGAAUUUGGUCAGCAUUGAUGUGCAGAGCCAACUGCUGAAAGCCAAAGGCUUUGAGGAGACAAUCGAGGUUUUGAAGCAUGCAAGCUUCAAUAGCCAGGUUAUUUUCACAGAGCCCGCCGACGUUGGCUUUUCCUGCAUUGCCCGCAAGCGUGCUUUCCAGAUCUUUGUAGAUAGAACCAAGGGCCGCUUUGUGGCAAACCCAGCAGAAAUUUAUCAAGCUCUCUGUGAUGGUUUGGGCAGCAGGCAUUUGACCAUUGGCCACUUGAUGGACUUUGCAUCCAGCGAGGAUCUCAAGCUGGAAUUGGGGCUGCAGGGAAAGUCUAUGGACUCAUACCCAGGGAACCUUUUGUCUUCUUUUGAGACCAAGAACAAGGAUGAGUAUGAGAGAAUCCUUUCAAACAAAUAUUCGGAUGGCAUCCCUGCAGACCAAGUGUAUUGCCUUGGGCAGAAUCCUCUAAAAGUUCCCAAGUUGAGCAACGGUGGAGUGAUGCCAGCAUUUACGAAAACGGACAAAUUGCUGUGGCACCAUGGUCUGAAGCGGCAUGUGCUGGCAAUUGAAAAAUUUGCAGCGCAUGGCAUCGGUGUGACGGCUGAUCUUGCAAAGCUACUGGGCACUCCAGUCUUCAAUGUGACCCAGAUGAAAAACCCUCACCCAGUUGCUGGCAAUGGGCAGCAUGCAGCUGUUGCUGCUUUGGUCCUGGCUUCUGCCUUGCUGUCGAUCGAACUGUUUGAAGAGCUCCCUGAACCAACCAAGCCUUUGGCAUCACCUUCAAGCAAUGAUGAUCGCAAGCAGGCUGGGACAUGUUUUGCAUAUAGUCCCAAAGUCCCAAGUCCCAAGUCAGCGACCUCUCAUAUAUAUAUAGUAUAUCUAUUCAUAUAUGCAUGUGACUGUGUGGGUUAUAUAUAUAUAUAA
Durusdinium trenchii is the source of this 1305-nucleotide messenger RNA. NCBI's taxonomy places the organism in Eukaryota, Dinophyceae, Suessiales, Symbiodiniaceae. The record is from the annotation of a GenBank genome assembly.